CUCCCGACCAUCCACGUACUCAGACACCGACUGAGAAAGGAAGGACGUCCACAGGACAAGCCAAGCCCACCAACCAAUACCCACACACAAACACCAUACGUACGUACGUACCACCCCGUCCAUGUGAGUGAGCCAUGUGAGCACACAGAGAGGGAAAGAGGCUAGGCAGGCAGGCAGGUAGGCAGCUAGGUAGCUAGAGACUAGGGAGGGAGGGAGGGAGGGAGGAGAGUGGCUGACACAGUCCAUCGGUCACGACGCCACAUAGUGAAAAGUCCCAUACUCUGACGUCAACAGCACCUCAUUGCGACCUGCACACACAGAGAGGGAGGGGCACAGUUCUGUCGCCUUGGGCGUGUUGGAUAUUACUGACUGGCCUUGUGGGUCUUGUGUGGCCUCUAUCUUGCCGACCACCUUGCAGUCCAGCUUGAACUCGCUGCAGCUGGACUGAACCGCACUCACCAGACUCUCAGGACCAUAUAUCUGUUCGUUCCAGCCAACGGACAGCCGAAAGGGAAGGAAGGACUGUCCGUGUGCGCCGUGCGUCAGCUCGUAUUGUGUGUGUGUACCUCCAUUCUGUGUCCCAUGUUGAAGACCUGGUACAUCUCUUCCCACGAGGCCUUCGAACACCUCUGGAUCUCCUGCAGGCAGGCAGGCACCAAUUUCAUUUCAAGACACACAUAAAUGAGACGCACACACGGCACGGACACACGUGUGCGUCUCCAGGAGCAGCGCACAGCAGGUCAUCUAUCUAUUCUACCCACCUUGAACAGUGGGGGGCAGGGGAACAGAUUGUCCUUGACGUACCGCAGACGCUAAUUGACGACACACACAGACAAAGAUAAAUCGACACCUGUCCCUGCAUGAGUGAAUGCAGCCUUUCCUUUCCCUGCACUCACUAUGUACCUUUCCGAACUUCAUGCACUUGGUCUGCCCGCCACCAGAGCAGUGAAUCACACCACGCACCUAUGGACACACACACAGAUAGAUGGACACACAAGCCACACGCGCCUCCCCUCCUCUCUGUCGCAUUCCCCCUCCCCCACCUGUUUCCUGUAUGUGUUGAGGAGUUUCUUGAUGACGGGUGCGUAGGUGCGUGUGGGUGAGAGUAUGGCCUGUCCGAUGGUGAGUGGCGUGCCCUCGAGGGGGUCGGUGAGUGAGUGGGGCCCCUGGUAGACCAGCUUGGUGUCGAUGUUGGGGUCCGACGUCUCGGGGAACUUGUCCAGGUAGUCCUUCCGCAGCAGCUCGUGACGCGCCAUCGUCAACCCAUUGCUCGCUAUGCCGCUGCAGCCACGGAUAUCAAUCACAUACAUGCACACAGAUGCACAUGACCACCAUGGCCACCAUGCCGCCCACGCUCUCAGUCACCUGUUGUAUGCGCUUUCAUAUGUGGUUUGUCCGGUGCUGGAGAGGCCGAUGAUGACGUCCCCCGGCUGCAUCUCCUCGUUGGUGAUGACCUCGUCGCGGCGCAUGCGGCACGUCACCGUGCUGUCUACAAUGAUCGUCCUAACCAAAUCCCCUACACACACGCAUAGACAGACGGACGGACAGACAUGCUGCUGCUGCUGCUGCGUGGAGGUGUGUAUGGCUUGACUCACUCACUCACCGACGUCGGCAGUCUCGCCUCCGGUGGUGAUGAGGGGCACUCCCAGGGAGGAAAAAUGGCGGGCGAUCUUCUCGUUCGAAUUAAUUAUCGUAGAGAUGACCUAAGGAGAUAGAUAGAUGGACACACCGAAAUGGAGAACAAGUAGACGAGGCGCGUCACUCUCUCUCUCCUAUGGCGCACCGCACCUCUCCCGGUAUGACUUUAGCGUUUCUGCCGAUGGUGUUGGAGAGGAGCAUGACGUCGCAGGCACCCACACAGAGGAGGUCGUCGGUGUUCAUGACGAUGGCGUCCUGUGAUAUGCCCUCAAACACCGACACGUCGCCAGUCUCCUUCCAAUACAUGUACGCUAUGGCUGACUUGGUCCCUGUGGGCAAACACGUAUGCACACACACACACAGACAUGUAUAUGACGAGUGAGUGAGUCGAUGGUGUGUGUGUGUGGCUGACCUGCCCCGUCUGCAUGCAUCACAAUGCAAUAGUCCUUGUCGCCACACAAGUGAUCCUCAACGACCUGUGCACACACACUUGUCGAUUCAUUCAUUGCGUGGCGUGCUGUGUGGCUGACCUUGCAGAAUGCGCUAGGGAAGAGGCCCUGGUCGACCUUUGCAAUAGCGUUGUGGACAUCCUCCUUCUGAUGCGACACGCCCCUGUCAGCGUACCGACUCAUCACGACGCACACCCGACGGUGCACCUCCUGUGUGACCCUGGAACGGGCGGACACUCGCAGAUCUGGGUAGACUGGGUCUUGUGUGUGGAGUGGGCGUCGCGCCACACGGCUGCCUUUCCCUUCCGCGGCGUGAGACG
This is a messenger RNA of Vitrella brassicaformis, 2407 nucleotides long. The record is from the annotation of a GenBank genome assembly. Lineage: Eukaryota; Vitrellaceae.